CCUAUAUAAACUCCAUUAUUUCACCAUUCUUCUUCAAUAUCUUCACUUCCAAUCGAUAAAAGUAGCUAUGAAGAUCCCCACCAUUGAUUUCAAACAGCUCAAUGAAGACAACAGGGGAAAUACUCUCUCUAUCCUUCAUGAAGCCUGCCAAAAUUGGGGCUUCUUUGUAGUAGAGAACCAUGGGAUUGAAGAAAGGGUAUUGGAAAAGGUGAAGCUGUUGGUAAAUAAACAUUAUGAUGAGAAAAUGAAAGAAGAGUUUUAUAAUUCAGAUGUGGCCAAAAACUUAGGUAAAAUCACAUUAUCUAAUGUGGAUUGGGAAAGCGCCUUCUUCAUUUCCCAUAAACCAACCUCUAACAUCUCACAGGUUUCCAACACCUCACAACCCCUUUGCUAUGAAAAAAUGAACAGCAAAGCAAUGGAAGAAGAGUACAUUCCUGAGAUCAUAAAGAUAGCGGAGAAGCUUUCGGAGCUAAUGUGCGAAAAUCUGGGGUUACAAAAAUCCCACAUUAAGCAACUAUUCAACGGAACCAAUGGCCCAUCCGUCGGAACGAAAGUUGCCAAAUACCCAGAAUGCCCUCAGCCGGAUUUGGUCAGAGGACUCCGGGAGCACACUGACGCCGGCGGAAUCAUCCUCCUUCUCCAAGACGAUCAAGUCCCCGGCCUGGAGUUUCAAAUCGACGGCAGAUGGUUCAAAAUCCCACCGUCCAAAAACAAUGCCAUUUUCGUCAACAUCGGCGACCAAAUUGAGGUCCUCUCCAAUGGCAAAUACAAGAGCAUUUUGCACCGCGUUUUGGCUGAGAAACACGGUAGCAGGCUGUCCAUUGCUACGUUUUAUAAUCCGGCGACGGACGCUCUGAUUUCUCCGGCGCCGGAGCUUUUGUACCCUGGCGGCUACCGAUUUGGAGAUUAUUUGAAGUUUUAUAACACUACGAAAUUUGGGGAUAAAGAGAAGAGGUUUUUAGACUUUCAGUCCAUUAACAAAAUGUGAGUGUCACGUGCGGAGGAUGUGAUUUCUUUUCUUCUUAAAUUAAUGUUGAAACCUCGAAGUGAAGAUAAAAUGUUUCAUUUUAAUUCUCUAAGGUUUAAAGCCAUGAGUUGUCAACUAGUAAACAAUAUGUGUUAUUGACUACUAAAAUAAAAUUUGUGAUUGGAAUGUCUUACAAA
Molecule: messenger RNA, 1164 nt
Organism: Cucumis sativus (cucumber)
Lineage: Eukaryota; Viridiplantae; Streptophyta; Magnoliopsida; Cucurbitales; Cucurbitaceae
Product: 1-aminocyclopropane-1-carboxylate oxidase 1
Exons: 3
Coding region: 68-988 (306 amino acids)
Source: RefSeq, a predicted model, not a curated record